This is a messenger RNA of Condylura cristata (star-nosed mole), 6033 nucleotides long. RefSeq names its product active BCR-related (gene ABR). The coding region runs from base 112 to 3678 and encodes 1188 amino acids. The transcript is spliced from 23 exons. The record is from RefSeq and is a predicted model, not a curated record. Gene Ontology annotation, cellular component: membrane. Gene Ontology annotation, molecular function: GTPase activator activity; protein serine/threonine kinase activity; guanyl-nucleotide exchange factor activity. Gene Ontology annotation, biological process: positive regulation of GTPase activity; protein phosphorylation; intracellular signal transduction. Lineage: Eukaryota; Metazoa; Chordata; Mammalia; Eulipotyphla; Talpidae.
GCGUCAGCCCGGCUUCCCCGCUCAGGCCCGGCUUCCCGGCCCAGGGCGGCGCGACCCCCGCCCGCGGCGCGCGGCGGAAUCGGGCCCGGGAGGCCUAAGGGGGCGUCCGGCAUGUGGGACCCGCAGGAAUUUGAGCGCCACUGGCGAGCCGAGUUCCCCGGGGAGGAGGCACCCGUCAUGCAGCUGGACUCGGUGCUGGACAUAGAGCGGGAGCUGGAGCGCUGCAAACUCAACCUGAAACGGCUGCAACAGGUGUGGGCUGAGGAGAAGUUCAAAGUCUUCUACCUGCAGGCGGCCCUGGCCGGCGAGAAGCGGGAGCCCGGCUGCUGGCGCGCGGAGGGAGGAGACGGCGGCGGCGGGGGAGUUUCGACCCAAGAGCCGGCGCGGGUCGGGCGGGAGCCGGCGCUGCAGCCGCUAAAGGAGGAGGGAGCCACUGGCACCCGCGGCGACCCCCUGGGCCCCGCGAGCGUUGAAGCAGAGGCGGCCACAAAGGCCGAGACGCCCCCCUACGUGUGCCUGGACUUUCCCUCCUGGUCUGAGGUGGCGAGGAGCGGGGGUGCGGUGCGCAGCUUGACCGCAGCCAUCCACCAGCAGCUGAUACAGCCUCGCCUCCUCUUCAGGCCCCGGGAGGACUGCGCGCCCCCGGGCCACGAUGGCACAGUUCCCGGAGCCCCUGGCGGGGAGCCGUCCUCCGGGACCCGCUCAGGGCGGGGCUCUGAGGAGGGCGAGCCGGACGCCUCGGGUGCCGACGAUGGGGGGGACAGCAGUGACCAUGACUUCGAGAUGGUGGAUUUGAACGAGAAAUUUGCCCUCGGUCACUUGCUUGUGGCUCCCUGCCGAUUGGGGACGCGCGAUGAGGCCGAAAAGCCGGCGCGGGCGAGCAGCCCCUAUCGCUGGAUGCAUCUGAUCCCUGGGGGUCGGCGACACCGGCGCGGGAGUCGCGACCUGGAGCAGCUGGAGGCGGAGACCAAGGAUGGGCAGGCCUCGCCCCUGGCGACGGAGGACCCCCCUUCUCGGGGGGCCCGUGAGCACCUCCCCCCCUGGAGGCGCAAGAGGUUCCUGCGGAUGCCAGAACGGGACUCGCCCAGCCACAGCUCGCCAGAGAGGGGCAGUGACUGCAGCCACAACAGCUCGGACCACGAGGACGGCUUCUCAGCAGACUUCAGCUACGGGGCAGACGACUACGACGGAGAGGGGAAUGAGGAGCAGAAGGGGCCCCCAGAGGGCUCAGAGACCAUGCCAUACAUCGAUGAGUCGCCUACCAUGUCACCCCAGCUCAGCGCCCGCAGCCAGGGCAGUGGGGACAGCAUCUCUCCCACCCCGCAGGAGGGGCUGGCACCCGGGGUGGAAGCAGGGAAAGGCCUCGAGAUGAGGAAGCUGGUACUCUCGGGGUUCCUGGCCAGCGAAGAGAUCUACAUUAACCAGCUGGAAGCACUGUUGCUGCCCAUGAAGCCCUUAAAGGCCACCGCCACCACCUCCCAGCCUGUGCUUACCAUCCAGCAGAUUGAAACAAUCUUCUACAAGAUCCAGGACAUCUAUGAGAUCCACAAAGAAUUCUAUGACAACCUCUGUCCCAAGGUGCAGCAGUGGGACAGCCAGGUCACUAUGGGCCACCUCUUCCAGAAGCUGGCCAGCCAGCUUGGCGUGUACAAAGCAUUUGUGGAUAACUAUAAAGUCGCUCUGGAAACAGCGGAGAAGUGCAGUCAGUCCAACAACCAAUUCCAGAAGAUCUCAGAGGAACUCAAAGUGAAAGGUCCCAAGGACUCCAAGGACAGCCACACGUCAGUCACUAUGGAAGCUCUCCUCUACAAGCCUAUUGACCGAGUCACAAGGAGCACCCUGGUCCUCCAUGACCUGUUAAAACAUACUCCUGUGGACCACCCAGACUACCCACUGCUACAGGAUGCCCUCCGCAUUUCCCAGAAUUUCCUGUCCAGCAUCAACGAAGACAUUGACCCCCGCCGGACUGCAGUCACAACUCCCAAGGGGGAGACACGGCAGCUGGUGAAGGACGGCUUCCUGGUGGAGGUGUCGGAGAGCUCCCGGAAGCUGCGGCACGUCUUCCUCUUUACAGAUGUCCUACUGUGCGCCAAGUUAAAGAAGACGUCUGCAGGGAAGCACCAACAAUACGACUGUAAAUGGUACAUCCCUCUGGCCGACCUCGUGUUUCCAUCCCCUGAGGAGUCUGAAGCCAGCCCCCAGGUGCACCCUUUCCCAGACCAUGAGCUGGAAGACAUGAAAAUGAAGAUCUCUGCCCUCAAAAGUGAAAUCCAGAAGGAGAAAGCCAGCAAAGGACAGAGCCGGGCCAUUGAGCGUCUGAAAAAGAAGAUGUUUGAGAAUGAGUUCUUGCUGCUGCUCAAUUCCCCCACAAUCCCUUUUCGGAUCCACAAUCGGAAUGGAAAGAGCUACCUGUUCCUACUGUCCUCGGACUAUGAGCGGUCAGAAUGGAGAGAAGCAAUUCAGAAACUACAGAAGAAGGACCUCCAGGCUUUUGUCCUGAGCUCAGUGGAGCUCCAGGUGCUCACGGGAUCCUGCUUCAAACUUAGGACUGUACACAACAUUCCUGUUACCAGCAAUAAAGAUGACGAUGAGUCUCCAGGACUCUACGGCUUCCUCCAUGUCAUCGUCCACUCUGCCAAAGGGUUUAAGCAGUCAGCCAACCUGUACUGUACCCUGGAGGUGGAUUCCUUCGGCUAUUUUGUCAGCAAAGCCAAAACCAGGGUUUUCCGGGAUACAACAGAGCCCAAGUGGGAUGAGGAAUUUGAGAUUGAACUGGAGGGCUCUCAGUCCCUGAGGAUCCUGUGUUAUGAAAAGUGCUAUGACAAGUCCAAGGUCAACAAAGACAACAAUGAGAUCGUGGACAAGAUCAUGGGCAAAGGCCAGAUCCAGUUGGAUCCACAAACUGUAGAAACCAAGAACUGGCACACCGAUGUGAUUGAGAUGAAUGGGAUCAAAGUGGAAUUCUCCAUGAAAUUCACCAGCCGAGAUAUGAGCCUGAAGAGGACCCCGUCCAAAAAGCAGACUGGCGUCUUUGGUGUGAAGAUCAGUGUGGUGACGAAACGGGAGCGCUCCAAGGUACCCUACAUCGUGCGACAGUGUGUGGAAGAGGUGGAGAAGAGGGGCAUUGAGGAAGUCGGCAUCUACCGGAUAUCAGGGGUGGCCACGGACAUCCAGGCGCUGAAGGCUGUCUUUGAUGCCAAUAACAAAGACAUCCUGCUGGUGCUGAGCGACAUGGACAUCAACGCCAUCGCUGGUACCCUCAAACUCUAUUUCCGUGAGCUGCCCGAGCCCCUCCUCACAGAUCGACUCUACCCAGCCUUCAUGGAAGGCAUUGCCCUGUCAGACCCUGCUGCCAAGGAAAACUGCAUGAUGCACCUGCUCCGCUCCCUGCCCGACCCCAACCUCAUCACCUUCCUCUUCUUGCUGGAACACUUGAAAAGGGUUGCUGAGAAGGAACCCAUCAACAAAAUGUCCCUUCACAACCUGGCUACUGUGUUUGGGCCCACGUUACUGAGACCCUCAGAAGUGGAGAGCAAGGCACACCUCACGUCGGCUGCAGACAUCUGGUCCCAUGAUGUCAUGGCACAGGUCCAGGUCCUGCUCUACUACCUGCAGCACCCCCCCAUUUCCUUCGCAGAACUGAAGCGGAACACACUGUACUUCUCCACCGACGUGUAGCCUAAGGUUGGAGCAGCUGUGGGGGGUGGCCCGAGCCAGCCUCUCCGGCCAGGGACUCAACAUGAACUUGAGAGACUACAAUAGAAAACUCCCAAACCCAGCACUCCAGACUCCAAGGGACACAGGUUUCCAAGAACUGGAAUAUGUGCAUCUUCCGUGCCACCUUGUACAAAGCCAGCUGACCCAGCCCCCAGCCUCACCGCCACACCCCGGGCUCCUGCCCUCUCUACCUUUAGUUGUGUCUAAUGCUCCGUGCUGUUCUGGAGUCGUUUCAUGUCUGUUUGUCAUGCAGAAAAGGUAGUGACCGACCUGGUGUGGGCACACAGACAGCCUACUUUGUUCUUUCAUUUCUUCCAACUCUUUCUUUCCUCCCAAGUCUAGUCCAAGGGCUUUUAUUUUGCGUGCUAUAACUGCUACCAGCUUAUCCUCUUUUGGCCCUGCUCCCAGGCUGCUGUCCUGACAGCCUCCCCUUGGUUUUCGUCCACCCGCCCCUACCUCCAGCUGCCGUGCGCAUGUGCAGCCUUGGUUUUGCUCCAUCACCUUGAAGGUUCUGAGGUGGUGGCCCCGGGCGGCAGUGUGGCAGUGAUGGUAGACGCACACUUGCCGCCCCCAGCCCUCUCCUUGCCGCCACCUGUUGGAAGCACACCUGCUUUACCUUGCUGCCUGUGCAAAUGUUGGAAAAGGAGACAGACUUACACUAAUCCUCCGUUUAGGACAGAGCUGGAGAGUGGGUUUCUGGAAUUUUCCAUCUGAGAUUCUCCAUUUCUAGAAUUUAUCUGUUCUAUCUAUCUCCUGCCUGCCAGUGAGGCAUCUGUGACGGUUUCUUCUACUGCUUUUGAGUUCCUUUUCCCCUUGGUGUUCUCUUUCCUUUGAGUGUAAAGACUCACAAGUGACUUAUCAGGAUAGCCAGAGGGUCAGGAAAGAAUCGGGGGAGUCAGGGCACUGAGGAAAUAAGACAUGUCAGACAUUCAGAGGAGUGCCAGGUAGCAUGGACGUCCUGGGGGAGGCAACCUUAGCAGCGAGGAGUGGCAGUGGUAUUUGUGGUGGUGCCAGGCUUCCAGGAGGGCAGCUCCUCUAUGGCCGAAGCAGGUGUCCAGGAACAGGCAGGCUCCUUCCCGGCUGGCCUCUCCUGGGACCUCAUUUAUCUUUGCCUUAGAUUUUACACACAUUCUCCACAGCCAAGCACUGCCACGGGGCAGCCCCCACUGCCACGUGUGCUCCAGGGCCUGGGAAAGUUGAUAUGGUCCUUCAGUACCAGCCUCCGUAGUGCCACCUCCUCACCUGACUUCUAGAUGCAACGUUUUGGGUGAACUGUAGGAAACCCCAAAGAUGGGGAUGGAUGAGGAGUCGCUGACACUCCCAGCCCGAGGAGUGUGAGUUGUAGUACACAGUUCCCUGGCAGAGAGUAAGUUCUAGGCUCUCAGGACUGGGGAGAACAGUUCCGGUGGCCUGUACUCAGGACAAGGUUUAAAGAAGGGUUUGCUGGCCCUAAAGCUGUAGCUCUUGCUCAGUGAGAAGCAGGGCCCUUUCUGAUUUUGUUUACACCUGUUGCCUACUCUUGGGCAGAACGGUACACAUCGGAGGAAAGAAAGGCCUAAGAGGAAGGAAAUACUGAGUAAGCUGCCCACAGCAGCUUAGCAAGACGCUCUAUUCCCUGGGACAGGUGGAGGACGAAGAAUGCCCGAGUUUAAAGAUCCCAGCGUCUAACCAUCCCUGGAGUCUCAGCUCAAGAGUUGGUGUGUGACAUGGAAUGUUCUUGCUUCCAAAGCCUUUGAUGGGAAUGACUGGGAGGCCCAGCUGGAGCUAGUGAUAGCCCCAAAUGGGUGCCUCCAACCUCCCCCAAGCAGAGGAUGCUUGCUUCUUGUCAUCAGAGAGCAACUGCCACCCCUCAGGCAAUAUGAGACCAGAAGGAAGGCUGGAAGGGCUGAGAAAUGCAAAAGGAUCAUAAUAUUUAUAAAUUCCCCUCUCAGAGUGAAGAGGACCAGGUGGCAGACCUGGACUAAGCUGCACCUAGGAAACAGCCCAUAGGUUCUCCUGAGACAGGGACUGUGCAGCCCAGAACCCCUAGCCACUCUGCCCAGCAAGGCAUCUGGUGCCAGCAGGAGCCCAGCAGACAGGCUACAAGAAUCCCAGUACACCUGGCCCUGCAGGGCAAUGGCAAUGGGUUGCCAGUUUUUGCUGAUUCAGGCAAGAUGGGGUCCUUCAUUAAUAUUUGACUCUAAUAAGUUGGUGAGGAUAUAUUUUUUUGUCUAUGUUCUGUUUCAAUUUAUGUAGAUUAUUAUAAAUUGAUGUAAACCACGUGAGAGGAAGAUGUUAAUAAAAAAAUGCAAAGCCCCAACAUUUGCACACAACUCA